Sclerotinia trifoliorum is the source of this 2681-nucleotide messenger RNA. The record is from the annotation of a GenBank genome assembly. NCBI's taxonomy places the organism in Eukaryota, Fungi, Ascomycota, Leotiomycetes, Helotiales, Sclerotiniaceae.
CUCUCUCAUAGUGCCCUUUCUCUCUUAAAGCCCUCUUUCUCAUUUGCAUCUUCUGCUUUUGUUUUGGUUCUCCCGGAGUGUGGUUUUUGGCUUGCUCCCUCUGCAAUAAUUUGCAGUCAUUCGAGCAAUGAAAUCUAGAAGGCGUCUCCUUUUGGCUGUCCGUUUGGCUGUGUCCUCGAUAAUUGUUACCGCUAUAUUAUUGUUUGCCCGUCAUGGUACUCUGAAUGUGACAUCACUUUUUGGAUCACCGGCACCAUUUCACAAUGCUUUUGGAUAUGAAUAUGUCGAAGUGGAUGAUGAUUUAGUCAGGGAGGAUUCGAUUUCGGCACAUCAUUGUAUUGUCACAGAAAACUUCGAGUGGCUGGACAAGUACAACUUAUCAUUCCCUUUGAAAGUAGCCCACCGAGAUAUUGUCGCAAAACCUAAUCAUGGAGCGAGACCGUCAAUCACCACCAUUGAUGAGUCCUUAUUCGACGGCCAAGAGAUUUUUCGGCGCGGAGAGCUUUCUACCAAUAGAAUCGUUGACUACUGCUCCCCAAUCACUCUCGAAGUACCUUAUCCUCCAAUUCACAAAAUCGACGCUUCGCACAUGAUAUUUGGUCUGCAGACCACGAUAAAACGUCUUCGGCAUACCAAGCCGCAUUUAGCACGAUGGUUGCCCAACACUGGUGCUCGUUUGAUUGCAAUAGUAAAAGAAAGUGAAGAAAAACUGGCAUCCAAAUCAGAAAUGGCUCGACUUCAGAAGGAAUAUCGUGAAGCAGGCAUGGACGUCACUAUAAUAUCACCCGUCAAGAAAGAAGACUUUUUCAAUCAACGAUAUUUCUCCUUGAUAAAUCUAAUGUAUGCGGCUCGCAGCAAGAAAACAAGAUGGACUGUCUUAAUAGACGACGAUACAUUCUUCCCUUCCCUUCGUGCUCUACUCGACGAACUUGCCCUUCACGACCAUACCCAGCCUCAGUACAUUGGUGGAUUAUCCGAGAACUGGGCUGCCGUGAGAACGUAUGGGCUCAUGGCAUUUGGAGGGGCAGGAGUUUUUAUUUCCAGGCCGCUGGCUAAAAUUAUCCACGAGAAUAAUGAAGAGUGCAAAAACAACAUGCGAUUCACCUCGGGAGAUUCACUGGUGAUGGAUUGCAUAUAUGGACAUUCCAAAGUUCAGCUUAAGGCAGUAGCUGGACUUUCUCAGAUCGAUUUCGUCGGAGACCAUUCUGGAUUCUAUGAGAGCGGGAGAAGAGUAUUAUCUCUACAUCAUUGGAAAGCAGGAUCUGCGAGCAAAUAUCCCUACGAGAUGGACAAGAUGCAUCUAGUAUCAGACGUGUGUGACGAAUGUCUUCUACAACGUUGGCAAUUUAAAAAUGAUGUUGUCCUUACCAAUGGCUUUAGCAUUGCAAAAUAUCCCAAUGGUUCGUUAGAAGAAGGGGCAAGAAGUGCGUUAAGUAAUGCGACAAUUUUAGAUGGAGCUGUCGAUUUGAGGAGAACAGAGGUGACUUGGGAUGACAAGAAUAUGGAUGUUGAGCAUAGUCUAGCACCCACAAGACCAGAAUUGAGCGAAGAACAGAAGCUCAGCUGGAAAUUUCUGGAUAGCUUUCUGAUGGAGAAGGGACAUGUUGUCCGACAGAUAUAUUUGAGAAAGGAAGUUGAAGGAGAGGGAGAGGGAGAUGAAGUUCUGAUUCUGAAUUGGAGACGAGCCAGAAAGAAUCACGGCGGAAGAGGAAAGAAAAAUCAGUGAUGGAUUUUUCUGAAAGAAAGAAAGAAAGAAAGAAAGAGUAGCCAGAAUUUCUUUUUUGUCGUUCAACAUACCCAACAAUAAUUCGGGCAUAAAUUUGGCGUCGACGAGGCGUUUGGGACAAUAAUGAUGAUGAUUGUAGAAAUUCUGGCCGGAAUAUUGGAUAUCAUGAUGAUUUGGAAUAGGUAGGUAUGAUAAUGUAUAAAUUUCACCCAUAUGGAUAUGGCAAAUGAGAAAGGACUUUGGGAUAGCUGUUGGAUACCUAGGAUACUGGGAGGAGGAACUAAUAGAGUGUUAAUUAUAUAUGUAAUCUUACCGUUACAUAAAAAUAUAUCUAAAUACCUAGGUACAUAAAUCGGAAUAUAAAAAUAUCACCAAGUUCCUCUAGCCUCUCACUCCCUAGAAUGAUUCCCCGAUACCUCUCAACAGUGUUCUCAUCAUAUCAUACUGCUAUCCAACCAAUCGGUCAUUCUGCCUACAUACUAAGUUAAGUCUUCGCGAGAAAUAGAUAGAUAUGGGUAACAUAUCCAAAUACAACUCAUAUUCCUGCAAUUCUUUUUUUUUGUUGCAUAUCUGGAAAUGCCGAAGUUAUCCGCUGCUGUGAGGAGUUGGUUUUGUUUAUGUGUGUUUUUUUUGAGGAAGGGAAGGGUGUUGUCAUUGUGGCGAUGUUGGGUAUGCGAUGGGAUGUUAUGUGUAUGUGUGUAUGUGUUGGCUUGAGUACCUAGUAUGAUAUGGUGUUUGGUUAAGGGAAAGGGAGGGGAGGGAUGUUCGGCUUGGAUGGGAAUUGAAGACGUGGAAUGAGAUUGAAAUGAGAUGAGGAUGGGGUUAUAGUGGGGUGAUGCGGUGAUUAAAUGGUUGAGGUGGGAAAGAUGGGACGGGGAUGAGGUGGGAGUGAUAAGUAGAUUAAUAUCUGGAAUGAGAUGAUAUUUAUUGUUGUUUGAUGUGAUAUACAAAAGAG